AUGUCUCUCUCUGAAGUGCAAAAGCAAACUCAAAAUGUAAGCCAAGUUACUCCAGAAAAGGAGAACUGGAAUAUCAUUGUUAGGGUGAUAUGUUCAUGGUUCGUUCCAGAUUUCACUAAACAAAGGUGUCCUUUUUCCAUGAAGUUGGUUAUUCAAGACAAAGAGGGUUCUAAAAUACAUGCUUCCAUCAGACGUACUCUAAUUUACAAAUUCCAGACUGAAAUUUCUGAAGGUGAUGUUUAUGCCAUACAAAAUUUCAGUGUUGCUCCAAAUUCUGGAAUUUACAGAACUACGCACCACCCUUAUAAGAUUAAUUUCCAGUUUGGUACCAAAGUUAGUUUGCUUGAUGGUAACUUGGUUCCUGAUGUGAAACCACAAUACAUACCUUUGUCAUUAUUGACAACCACUGGAUUCGAUACUGAUUAUUUAGUUGAUGUAUUGGGAUUACUGGUCGGAGUGGGUACUGAAAGAGAAUUGCAAGUUGAUGGAAAGACAACAAAAUUAAAUGUCAUUGCAAUAGAAGCUGAUGGGUUUCGAAUAGAAUGUACUUUGUUUGGUAUUUAUGUCGAUGAACUGAAUGUAUUUCUUUCAAGUGGAGAAGUACAAAAUUGUGCUAUAAGUAUAGAAUUUGCGAAAGUCAAAACUUUUCAAGAUAAGGUUCAACUUCAAAAUUGCAAGUUCUGCACUAGGAUUAAGUACAAUGUUAACUUCAAGGAGGCAUCUGAACUUAAAUCAAGGAUGAUUGAGAACAAUGAAUCUCCCUCUCAAGGAUUAACGCAGCUGUCUCAGACUUCCAAAAAUACUGUGGAAGAAGACUUUUUAACUGUUACACCUAGGACAACUAUUCAAGGUCUUAAAGAUUGUAAAGAGGUUGCAACUUUCAUAUUGUUUGGAACCAUUAACCAUAUCUUGGAUGAGGAUGACUGGUGGUAUACGGCUUGUGUUUGCAACAAAGCUGUUUAUCCAGAUUCAAAGAUGUUCUUUUGCGAGAAGUGUAACAAGCAUGUUAUAAAAGUCUUUCCAAGAUAUAGGAUUAAGGUUCGAGUUAUUGACUCAUCCGAUUCCACCACAUUUGUUCUGUUUGAUAGGGAUGCAACCACCCUUUUCAAAAAAACCUGUGCUGAUAUGUUAGAGUCUCAUGAUAAGGAUGUUUAUGCUGGCAAUGGUGAGUUUAGCAGAGAAAAACAGCGUGUAGUCAAUGAGUCUACUGUUGAUAUUGCCGAGGAUUUAUUAGUCAGAUUUACCAAAGAAACAAUUGACUGUGCAUCCCAAUCUGCUGACUUAAUCAAAGAUACUGCUACGAAUGAGGAUGGUAACACUUCACUUAAGAGAGAAUCUGCAAAUAAGACCUUAUCACUUGAAUCCAUCGAAGAAGACACUUCCUACCAAAUGGAGAACAACUUCAACCAAGAACAAGUUGUUAAUAGAAUGAGUAGGUACCAGUUCUGUAUUAUCCACCUUGAGGAUGAGGUUGUUGGGUUUGUGGAUCGUGCAUUCGCCAUUCUUUAUGAUCACGAUCUUCAACGUCAAUGGACUUUAACAGAUGAAGAAGGCAAUAGACAUGUCGUCACUUAUAACAAGAAUUUACAGAAACCAAUGGUAAUAGGAGGAUGGAAUGAUUUAAGGGAAUUUUAUGAACUACACGAUAACCACAGUAUUUAUUUUGGAUAUGUUGGUCAUUCUUGCUUCCACAUCACUGUUUUUCCAAGUAAAUGCAAACCUUUAUCUAUUGGACGUUUUCUUAAAAGACUUCAAGCAGAUGAACCACUUUUCAAUGGACCGAAGUUGCAUUUUUGCAUAUUUCUGAAUCCAAACCAAUGCCAUGCUAGCCAUCUGGAUUUGCCUUCUGAUUUUGGCAAUUAUCUUCGUCAAGGAAGAUUUAAAUACAUUCUUCUUCAUGGACCUCGCGAAAUAGUCAAGUGCAAACUACUCUUGAGAAAUCAUCCAAAGAAGUCUAACAAAAUAGGAAGUGGGUGGAAGGAAUUUUGUACUGCUCAUGGAUUUGAUCAACCUAUUGACUUGGUGUUUGAAGUUGAUCAGAUGAAAAGCAAUCAGAAUGUCAAAGUGCUUACAUAUUGUAAUCUUUAA
Molecule: messenger RNA, 2088 nt
Organism: Vigna unguiculata (cowpea)
Lineage: Eukaryota; Viridiplantae; Streptophyta; Magnoliopsida; Fabales; Fabaceae
Product: replication protein A 70 kDa DNA-binding subunit B-like
Source: RefSeq, a predicted model, not a curated record